Hydatigera taeniaeformis is the source of this 3273-nucleotide messenger RNA. The record is from the annotation of a GenBank genome assembly. NCBI's taxonomy places the organism in Eukaryota, Metazoa, Platyhelminthes, Cestoda, Cyclophyllidea, Taeniidae.
AUGCUCAUUGUCGUUUGCUUGUUAGACUUAACAGGCGCCUCAACGGACAGUUUCUACUUCACUCGGUCGCCACGGGAUCAGGACGUGGAGGAGGGUCAGCCAUUGAGAUUAGAGUGUGCGGUGCAGCCGAAUGAGGACAUACACUAUUCCUGGCUCCAAAACGGUGUUCGUAUCGUCCCUGAGAGGCAAAGCGGUCGGCGCUACCUCGAGGGGGACUCUAAUCUUCGCAUCCUCCACUCUGACCGUGAAAUCGACCCUGGACGCUACCAGUGUCAAGCGCUUAACAAGACUUCCAAGUUUUUUAGUGCUAGUCGUGAGGCGUCCAUCAACGUCUACUGGAUGGAGCCAGAGAUCGAGGUGAGGUUGAUACGACCCGGUCGUCUAGAGGAUAUUAGACUGGGCGAACUGGUGGAAUUGGCCUGCGAUGUUCAGGCGCACCCUCCCGCAAAGAUGAACAACAUAUUCUGGUUUCACAAUGGUAAUGGAAGGCUGCCCAACAUGCGGACCCUGCCCAACGGUAAUCUUCUAAUUGACGCCUUCGGCAUGCAACAUGCAGGCAGUUUCCACUGUCGUGUCAUCCAUGCUGCGGGAAAGGUGGACAGUCGACCUCCCUUUGUCAUUCAAAUGAUAGUAUCACUGCAGGCUAUGCGCUCAUUAGACGUUCUUGAGUAUUCGCUCUGUGCCUUGUCUGCUGUUUCAUGGGAACGACUCCCGUACUCCGUACGGACAACAGAAACUUCACAAAGUCUUGCCUCCAUCUUGGCUAUAGGUGAAGAUUCACCAAGAGUGAACGCAAGUGUGUCAGGCAAGGCCUUCUUAAAGUACGCAUUGGCGGAAUUGUCGAUGGAGCUGGUGUGCCCGCGUCCACCAGCGGCUCCAGAAGAUGGUCCAGUGAUAGUGGUUUGGGGCUUUAUGACACGGUUGGGCGAACAGCAGCAACCCAUCACCUCCCUACCCUCUGUGAGACUGAUGGGUGAAGCUGACUCCAUUCUUAACAUCGACCGUUUCAAGCCUGUCCAUGCCAACUUCUAUACCUGUGAGGUCAAUGCCCCUGCCACCUCCGAGCGCUACUUCUACGUCUUUCAGGUCUAUCUGGCGGAACUUUUCACCCCAAAACCCUCUAAUUUUGCACCCCGUCCACGAAAAAAUCAGCCGCUGGCAAUUCGCCUGGGUGAAAAACUAGAACUUCGAUACUACGAGGAUCUGACUCCUUCACAGUCCUACACCGCUGAGAACAUUUCCAACCCCCCUCCUCGAAUUGAAUGGUUCCGGCUGUCAUCAGGCCAUCAGGAGCCCACUAGAAUACCUCCGGCAUCCAACACUCACGCGGAGGCAAAUAUGCGAGUUUAUGUGAAGAAUGGACGGCACUUAGUGAUUAAAGAUGCCAGUGAAGGGGACAGCGAUGCCUAUGAAAUGGUCCUCUCCAGUAUCGCUGGUCGUGUCUCUGUACCCUUCCAGAUUAUGGUUUCUUUUCCUCCUGAAUUCGAGCCGGCGAAAGAGUCACAAACCUUAGACGAGGGUGAGCCUCUCAUGCUUAGUUGCCAUAUUCGACGACGCUCUAUUCCCGGUAGUCGGAUUUAUUGGGAAAAGGACGGUCGACCCCUAGUCAACUACGGAAAUGACAUUUUGGCGGAGGGUGAUGGAGAGCGUCUGCGCCUACCACAUGUGACCGUGGAUCAUCAGGGACGCUAUCAGUGUUUCGUUAUCACCGACGGAUACCCCAGGAAGUUUCCAGGUCAGAUGCAACAUAUAGAGGUUCGCGGUCAGCUGCAAUUCGUUCGCGAAAUCAGGGAGCACUUCCUCGAGGUGAAUGUUCAAGGGAAGCUAACAUGCAAGGUGCGUGGUUACGGCAAACUCAAUGUUGACUGGUUCCGCAAAACCAUCAACGGCCUUGAGCCUAUCCAGAAACCCAAUCAAGUCGAGAACGGCGUGCUCAUUUUUCAGUAUGUUCAAAAGCAGGAUGCUGGAGAUUAUGUUUGCGUGGCCAGAUCAAAUUACAGAGACGGAGAGAUCCAAAUGAACGUCAAGGUUAUCGUUGGAGAGAAACCACGGAUAUCUGACAUCAGUACAAAUCAAACCAUUCAGGAGGGAAGUCGUCUAGUACUGAAUUGUAAGGCGUCCGGGGAUCCACGGCCACAGAUAAGCUGGAUUGUCAAGAGACCGAACAUUCGGGAUCCCUUCAUAUACUCUGCACUUAUGUCGGGUCAGCCAAACACAGAGAGUAUUUUGGAGAAUGUUUUUGACCCCGGACGAGCAGGAGUCGAGGAUGCAGGAAGUUCCUUGAUCAAUCCUGGACCCCUCGAUGAUCGUAUCCAAGUUCUUCCAAAUGGAAGCCUUGUAAUAAACCAAGUUUUGUUGAAGGAUGAGGCUGAGUACAUCUGCAUUGCUGGCAAUAAACAUGCAAUUCAGACUCGUCAGGGUGUUCACGUCAGUGUCCUCACUCCUCAUGAAUAUGCCAAGCUGGAACAUGGAGAAGAGACAUUGAGCCCAGGGAUGGCGAGGACGAUCGUAAUUGUCGUAAACUGUGCGAUUGCCUAUCUAGGCUUGAUUUUUGGGCUUACAGUGUACUGCAGUGUUCGAUAUUUCAAAAAUCGGCGUCACCGCGCUCAAAAUGCCAAGGCGCCGGAGUCCGGUCAUUUAAUAGCUCAGGGUGGACCCUCCCUGACUCAGGACAACAACUGCGUGCUCCUCCUUAACGACGAAAUGAUGACAACAGGCUCACGAGCUCCCACAGGCUCACCCAACGAUACCUCCGCCACGGAUUUGGGGGUAAUGCAGAACUUUGGUAACUACCGCAAUAAUGGCAACACCAAGACCUACUCACCUGCUAACAACUAUGUAAUGGGUAAUGACGGACCACCGCCACCUUCGCGUCAGCUCUUUCCUCCCACUACCGGAAGUGGAGGUGGCGGGGGAGGAGGUGGAGCCAAUGGGACCGUGUACCCCGUUAGUGUAACCAGCACAACCACGGGAGAAUCCUGCGGUUCCCGAAUGGUCGCUGCGCCACCCCCGACCCCACUUGAUUCGCGGUCGCAUCGUAGCGGCCUUUCCUCAUCUGGCAACUCAGCCAGCGCAUACUCACGGUCGCUCAUCAGCGGCGCCUCAAACAGCACUGGUCCUCCACCUCCGUCAUUUACCAGCGGUGGGGGUGGUGGUGCCUAUGCAGUCCAUGGAAGUGGUGGUGGUGUUGGCGGAAGCAUUGUGCUCAAUGGCGGUGCUCUCGGUGGUCAAUACCACCACCCCUCUGAAAUGAUGGGUGCCUACAAUCACUGA